This is a messenger RNA of Tetrahymena thermophila SB210, 390 nucleotides long. Its product is annotated as LITAF-like zinc ribbon domain protein. Gene Ontology annotation, molecular function: zinc ion binding. The record is from RefSeq and is a predicted model, not a curated record. Lineage: Eukaryota; Ciliophora; Oligohymenophorea; Hymenostomatida; Tetrahymenidae. The transcript is spliced from 2 exons.
AUGUAUCCUCAAGUUUAGAACGGUAAUCCCCAAGCCUAGAAUAAUGAUCCUCAUAAUCAAAAUGCUUUACCUCCAGUUACUUAUCCUCCUAUGUAAAAUCAACCAUUGUAGAUAUAGAGCAUUUCACUCUAGUAAAAUCCAUAAGUUUAAUAAGAUAUGGCUGAUAAGACUCCUUAUCCUUUUUAAACAACCUGCCAUCACUGCAAAAAAACUUCAACAACUAAAGUUACAAGUAAAGCAGGGUAUGGAACAUGGACAAUGUGCUCCAUCUUUUGUGUUUUGACUGGUUGCGGCUGCAUUCCUUUUUUUAUUAAUAACUGCAAAGAUAAAAUUCAUACUUGCCCUAAUUGCUAAACUUAACUUGGUGUUUUUAGAUACAAAGUUUUCUGA